Molecule: messenger RNA, 6083 nt
Organism: Pelmatolapia mariae (spotted tilapia)
Lineage: Eukaryota; Metazoa; Chordata; Actinopteri; Cichliformes; Cichlidae
Product: BRD4-interacting chromatin-remodeling complex-associated protein
Exons: 14
Coding region: 380-4225 (1281 amino acids)
Biological process (GO): positive regulation of DNA-templated transcription
Cellular component (GO): SWI/SNF complex
Source: RefSeq, a predicted model, not a curated record
AUAGCAUGGCACUUGCCGCUGCAGCUUUAGAUGAGUGUCGUUUGCCUGGAUUUCAUUGGGCGAUGCGGUACCUUGAGGGUGUUAAUGCGGUUGUCUCUUGUUGUAAACAAAAAUAUGUCAGCGGAAUCGGAGAGGGAGGCUUGUCUUGUCUUUUUGAGGGACCUCCCCGGGAAAUUGAGCGCAAGGCACAUCUUCACCGGCUACCCGCACCGUGAGACGCAGCGAUGCCCCAGCAGAGGGAGGUCUCGUCUCCGUCCCGCCGCCUCGGCCUGGCAUCCACCCGCCUCCAGACACUGAUGCCCGACCACGACUUUCCAUGAGGCCACCACCAGAACUCAGCUCGACCGCUCUGUAUGGGGCCUCUCACAUAUGAAUUGACAUGGAGGAUGAAGAUGGGACUUGUCUACUUGAUGUUUUGUGUGACCCCCAAGCCCUGAACGACUUCCUUCAUGGGACCAAUGAGCUGCAGACUGAAGACCUGCUCAUUAACUCCUCCUCUGGGGAGCCCUCCCUCUUCACAGAUGCCCCGAGUCCUGUCUCUCUGCUGGGAGAUGGCAGGGACUCCCCAGACACGCCUCCGCCUGGAUGUGUGGAUCUGUCCUUCCUGGAAGAGGCCCUCCUGUCAUCUCCAGAGGGUGGAGAAGACCCACAGGUGGUGCAGGGUGAGCCACCUGUGGAGGCAGCUUGUGAGGCAGAGAAGAGAGAAGUGGAGGAAGAGGAGGAGGCGGAGGUGGCAUGUGAUAUCCUCCAGCAGAGCCUACAGGAGGCUGAGAUCACUGAGCAGACCAUGGCUCUGGAAGCAGGUCUGGCACAAUCAGGGGACAGCCUGUCCCUGUACUCACCGGCCCCUCUCCUUUCUCCACCCACCGCUCCAUUCAUUCCUAAAUCUGUGACCUUGCCUGUGACCACGGCAUUGCCCAGAGACACCCAGGCAGCAGUGGAGCCUCCCCAGCCCUCCCUAAUGGCUGUCGGGCCUGGAUGUCCUUCUUUAAAGCCUGCCGCCCCUCCUCAGCUGAUGGGGCUACUACCUGGAAAUGUAUUUCCUGCUCCUUCUCCAGAGACCUCCUUCUCUCUAAGUCCUGCCCAGGGCUCAAGUAUGAUCAUCCACAAGGCUGUGCCGAGCGUUGCCAGUCGACCUCUUAUAACUCCAACCCUGAGAGCAGCAGCAGCAGCAGCACCGAGCAUCGUCCUGCAGCGCGCACCUCUUCCUAUACAGCCCAAGUUGCCCAUCAGCAUUCAGCCCAGACUGGUUCAAAUAAGCCCCAAGCCCUCUGGGCAGAAGCCCACUCCUGGUCUUACAUUCGUCCCUGGGACUGCCUCACCAAACAUUCUAUUGUCUCAAGCAGCGGGCCAAAAGACUGUCGCUCCGCCACCGCAGCCCACCCAGCAGCUCCCCAAACCAGUCAGCCUGCAGCUGGUCAAUCAGGGUGGCUCCUUUGUGCUCCAGCCUCAGGGACUCUUCCAAGGCCAAAACCAGUUCCUUCUUCCGGGCCAGUCUCCUGUUACAAUCUCCCAGCCUGUCAGUGCAGCACGACCGCUGCUGACACCCAGUCACCAAGGCUCAUCGGUUCACAGCAUGACCCCCUCCACUGGGCAGCUUGUAGACGGCUCUCAGAUCUUAACUGUGCCCCAAAGACAGCUGAAUUUCAGCCCUGUGUUCACCACCCCAGCUGGGCAGCUAGCGCUCCGCCAGGCCACUGUGCUUUCAGGACCUUUGCAGCUACAGUCAGCACCUGCUACUGUCUUCCAGAUGCCAGCACAGCUGGCUGGAACCUAUGCUCCAGGAGGGCAGGGGCAACGUGCCACCCUGGUCCACAGUCCUGCUCUUGGAAACCACAUUACCUUGAUCAACAGUUCAGGGGUGCUUCCCCCAGAUCUUACUUCUAUCUCAAUCGUUAAUGGCCCCUCAAUGGUUCAGGGGAUGCCUUUUGCUGCCCAGGGCCCAGCUCCUCCGAGAGGAGUGACAGAAGGACAGCUAAACCUCCAGCAGGCCUCGGUGGUCCUGCUGCCAGAGAGAACUAUUCAAGAAGAGAGGACCAGCUCUGAGGAGACUUUUCACCAGCUACAACAGCCCUACGGACACACUCUCCAGCACAUCUCUGUACAGUCCACCACUUCUGCAGGGCUGCAAUCCUCCUCUCCCCCUGUGGUUACAGUCCUACAGCCACCUCCUGAAGCACCUCUGGCCCCCGACCCUGCAGAGAUGCCCAAACUCUUGUUGCCCCCAUCAGAUAUGACCCAAGUGGUAGAGGAGGUGACCCACUCGAUGAGUCAGAACCAGGCCUUUAUGCAACAUCUGCAACAGCAAGCACUUAGUCCCCCGAUCACUUCUGAAUUGUUGGUUGGAGCGCUGCCGGUGGUGCCAAUGGAGUCGCUUGCCUCACCAGUCACCAGUGACAGAGAGUCCCAACCUCAGACCCAUGCAGUCUCCGGUCAGAACACACACACAGUGAUGUCAGACCAGUGUGUUGAGGUUUCGCCGCUUCACUCGGACCCUGAGGAUACGCCACUGAUCUGCUCCCCCUCUCAGAUUCAGGACACUGGAAGACCAGCAGCAGCAACUUUUUCCCCUCCAACUGGCCCUCAGAUUGCUCUGCCAGGACCUGAGAAUUCAGUCCCCCAGACUACAGCUUCCCAGCCACACAGUGAACCUCUGGUUCAGUACGAAGUCCCUCAUCAGCUACAGGUAUCGCAGGCCUUGUUUGCCCACAACCAGGCGCAGAUCCAGUCAGCUGUUUCCAAGCCUCUGCCCCAGGCUCAGGCCCCAGUUUCACGGCCCCAGACCCAGGUCUCAGUUUCCCAACCCCAACUAUCUGUUUCCCAGCCUCAGCCUUCAAUCCAUACUUCAAUCCACAGCAGUCAAUCCCCUCUGCCUGUGAGUGUCUCGGUGCCUCAGCAGCAGCCUAAUCCCACAGCUGCAUCUGCAGUUCUCUCCAAAGCAGGAGACGACUCUGCUGUCCAACAGCACACACAAAACAAGCCAACAGCUGCCUUGGCCGUGGAGAGUAAGGCAUUUACUCUCGAUGUCCAUCCACCCUCUCCUGCAGCCCAGGGGGUCCAGGGGCCCCCUGCUCCCAUGGAGUGCGCCCCCAUCCAGACUUGUCAGCAGACGAGCACCAAGCUGGCAGGUCCUCUGGAGCUGCAGAGAGAGGAGAGGCUCACACCAGCAAUGCGCAGGCACAGGUUCCAGCAGCAGCUUUGUUUGGACCAUGGAGCAGUGCAGGCUCCGUUCACUGGCCCAGCCUUCUCCACACUGAAGGACGCCGUUAGACGCCUGCUGCCGUACCACACCUGCGCUGGUCACCUGCCCACUCAGGAUGACUUCAAUUUAGUGGACCAGGAGUUCGACACUGUGUCCGGUUUCCUGCUGAAACGCACCAAGGACAUGGUCAACAAAUACAGGCAGCUAUUAGUUAGAGAAGCCCAGCAGGAGAGUCCCUCAGCAGAGAUGGUGAUGCUGGAGCGUCUCUUCCUCCAGGCCGAGCGAUACGCUCUAGCAGAGGACAGACGGCGAGCCCGCAGAGACCCGGAGUCCUUUAUGACAGCUUUGGCUACGUCAGCGUCUUCCCCUCAUGCCCACUCCUCUGGCAGCCCCUCUUCUCCCCCGGCCUGGACCAGACUGUCCGACAGGCCUCCGGGACUGAAGACCUACCGCUCCAGCUCGCGGGGGGCUCUCAGACUUACCAUCAAGCAGGAGUCGGGCUCUCGUAAGGUGAUCCACAACUCGGCCUAUGACCCGGGACUCAAAAGGGACCACACGGGGCAGCUGACCAACGGUGGUGGAGCUGUGAGCGAACGCCACUCUCAGGCACCCAACGGAGAAUCCCAGCGUCCUCAGCAUGACGAGGAGAUGACCAACGGAGCUCCGCUCAGUAACACUGCUGAGCAAGUCUCACAGACAGCACCCACUUCCGUAAAAAAAGUCCCAAAUCCUCUUUCUAUGCCAGAGCCGCAGGAUGUGUGCUUUGAGUUGCCUCCCAGAGAUGUCAGCGCUCCAAAACUGAAAUGUUUCAGGUUGGAUGCGUCACCUCGGGCCGAGCAGCGGUUCAGCCCGCCGCCUCCGCCUCUCCAAGAGGACAACAUGCUCAGUGAACAUCUACAGAGUGCCAUCGACAGCAUACUGGAGCUUCAGCGCCUGCAGGGCCCCUCUGCAGCCCCGACAAGGGCCACGUCAGGCCCGCAAUUGGACCAGGCUGUCACCAGCAUCCUGGAGGGACACCUGUGAGGUAAUCUGCAUUGACAGGCAUCCACACAGAUCCUAAAACAUCGAAGUUGGAGUAAAACAAAGGAAGGUGUACAAGACUUCUUACCUGUUCCCAGAAGGGUUUCAGAUUUUACAGAAAAAGCGAGGAGAAAAAAGUUAAGAGGCACUAUAAGCAGAUGCAUACCAGACAACAGCACUAUCUAUAGUCCGAUAGAUGUUAGAUACUUCAUUUUGAUGUACGUUUGUGGAAAAAAAAUCUAUUUGAAUAGGAGCUAUAUUGUUUCAGUGGUAGUUGAGUCAUUCAGAGGUUUACGACACUGGUGUAACCUUCAUCAGCAUAUAGUAUAUAAGUAAUAGUGAGGCAAACGAAAACGUGGAGUAGACUGAGAUUAUUCAAUAGUUUUUUAUAAGAUUUCUUUCGAAAAUGUGAAGUUUUCAUUUGCAUAGUGCCAAGCUUCCAGGGUAUUUAUUUUGAUAAUCUGUGCCAAUUGUGUUUUGCGCAGCGAAGGUGUGCGUGCGUGUUUUACUUUGGUUUGUGUGGAUCCGAUGAGUGCGUGUGUGUGUGUGUGUGUGUGUGUGUGUGUGUGUGUGUGUGUGUGUGUGUGUGAGAGAGAGAGAGGACAUUGCAUCCUGCUAUGGGACAGUACACAAAAAAACAAAAAAAAAAUAUAGAAUUCCCGCAGGCUCCAUCAUCUCGGCUUAAUGAAUGAAACUCCAAAGAAUUUGUGCUACAUCCUGAAUACACCAGCAAACGUCCGUGUUGUGUCUCUUCCCACAAACUGGAGUGCGUCCUUGUUAUAGCAGAAAGAACCCGAGGCGGAUAAAAAUACACAUUAGGCAGUCAUGCUUUCUUAUUUUUCAUUUUUUGGACCUGUGAAAAAUUUCUAGUUUUCUGUGCGUUUUCAGAAACGAUAAUGGUUUCCCAUACUGUAUGUAUUAACAUGCAAGCAAUAAUAAGUUGGGGUUGUUGGGAGCAGUGGUGGUGCAGUGAAGUGAAGGAGACGACAGAUCUUUGCCUGUUUUGCUUAUCGGUGUCAUUGGAUGAGAACAAAGAUUAUUUAUCAUUGACUAAGAUGCUUACUCCAUCAUCAAAGCCCGUGUAGUUUAGAAAUUGUGUUUCUAACAUGUUUUAAGGGCUUUGAGGGUACUUAACUGUAAACGUGACCAUGAAAAUGUCCAUUUUAGGGGAAAAAACCCACCAAAACAGACAAACUGUACAGAUAUUGAGCCUCUCUGCAUCAUCAAACAGCCUUUGACCAAAAACUAGAGGAACCAUCCGCUUCUCAUCUCUUUAGAGUUCUCUUUGUUUCUAGCCCGCUGUCCUAAAGCUGGAGCUUUACUUUACCGCAGCCGUUGUGGAGCAAUAUAUGAUUUUUGCAACAUCUUAUGUUAAUGUGACAAUCUUAUUGGUCUAUGUGAAGGUGUGAAUUCUGGUCAUUUUGGGGUCAUUUGUAACAGCUGUACGACUCUCUCCCUCGUGAAACGCGUGCAAAAUGUUCCUUGUGGAUUUUUGCCUAGAAGGUUGAAACGUACAAGCGGCAAAUAGUCUCCCUUUUUUGUGAUAUUACCUGAAAAUUUGUUUAAAAUAUUUUGCUUUUGCAAAUCCCGUUAGGGAUAAAGGUUUGACUUGCGAAUUGGAAUUGUCGAGAAAAUGCCUUAUUUUAAUUUCAGUGUACCUGAAUUGGAGAAAAAGCUGAUUAAUGUGGUGUUUUUGAAUACUUUUGAAUAACAUCUGGUGUUCUGAAAGUGAAAAUAACUUGUCCCUUCAAAGAAAAAAAGAAAAAGAAAAAAAAAGAUCCAGAGAUUUGGGGCUAAAUCUGAAACUCAUUUGUUGAAAUGUAUUGUUUGGUUUCCUUUUUUUUUUUUUUUUUUUUUUUUU